AUGAGAGUAACAAUGAGCAAAGAGAUUUUUAUUGGCAUUGAUGGUGGUGGUACAAAAACAUCAACGGUUGCAGUUGAUUCAAAUGGUCAAGAAUUAGCAAGACAUACAUCACCAUGUAGUAACUAUCAUAGUGUUGGUGAAGAUUUAGCAAAAGCAGCAAUUAACGAAGGUAUAAAAUAUGUAAUUAGAAAAGUUAAGGAGACAAUCACAGAUGAUGAUAAUAAAGAAGUUACAGUUGGAUCAAUUUGUUUAGGUAUGAGUGGUGUAGAUAGAGAGAAAGAUAAACUAUUAGUUAAAUCAUGGGUAACUGAAUUAUUGGGAGAAUCAAUCAACUACAGCAUUCACAACGAUGCAAUCGUAGCUUUAUCAAGUGGAACUCAAGGUAAACUAUUUGGAGUUGUCAUUAUCUGUGGCACAGGUUGCAUUUCAUUAGGAUUCAAUAGGGAGGGUGUCUCAGGCAGAUCAGGUGGUUGGGGACCAUUAUUAGGCGACUAUGGCAGUGGCUACCAAAUUGGUUACGAUAUCCUCAGACAUGUUUUAAAAGCAAAAGAUCAAGUUGGUCCAAAAACUUCACUAACUCAAGUUUUAUUAGAAAAAUUACAACUCACCAAAGAAGAAGAUUUAAUCUCAUGGGCUUAUGAUCCAAAAACUCAAAGUUGGCAAAAGUUUGCUCAAUUAUCACCUUUAGCUUUUGAGCAAGCCCAAUUAGGUGAUGAAAUUUCAAAUUUAAUUUUAGUUGAUGCUGCAAAUGCACUUUAUGAUUUAAUUAAUAGUGUUAUUAAAAAGUUGGGAUUGGAUAAAGAAGAGAAAUUCCCAUUGGUUUAUACUGGAGGAAAUAUUGAGAGAAAAGGUAUUCUUUCUGAUCUUUUAUCCAAGAAAAUUAUGGAAAAUUAUCCAAAUGCUGAAAUUUUAAAUACUACUUGUGAUCCUUCAAUGGGUGCUGCUUUAUUGGCAUUAAACUCUAAGAAAUAA
Dictyostelium discoideum AX4 is the source of this 972-nucleotide messenger RNA. RefSeq lists its product as hypothetical. The record is from RefSeq and is a predicted model, not a curated record. The transcript has 3 exons. NCBI's taxonomy places the organism in Eukaryota, Evosea, Eumycetozoa, Dictyosteliales, Dictyosteliaceae. The coding region runs from base 1 to 972 and encodes 323 amino acids.